AGAUUUAGAAUUUUUUACAGAUUCAUUAUUGUGAGUUAUAACAUUUUUUUUAUUAAAACCAUUUUUAAUUUUAUUAGUUAAAUGAUAAAAUUUUCAAUGAAAUUAAUUACUGUACAGUUUCAAUUAUGGCUGAAGAAAUAGAAGAUUUUUUUGGUGUCUAUUUGUUAUUUUGUCUAAAUGAAAAAUAUAAGGGUAAAACUUAUAUUGGCUUCACAGUUGAUCCCAAUAGACGUAUAAAACAACACAAUAAAGGUGUUAAAAGUGGAGGUGCACGAAAAACCAGUUUACGAGGACCAUGGGAAAUGGUAUUAAUUGUGCAUGGUUUUCCAAAUGAUAUAUCAGCUCUCAGAUUUGAGUGGGCAUGGCAAAAUCCUAAAACAUCCAGAAGAUUAAAGCAUGUAGAACCAAAGAAAAAAACUGAAAAAGCUUAUGACUAUUGCAUAAGAUUACUUUCUGAAAUGCUGCAUAGUGGACCCUGGAAUAGACUUGCUUUGAAUAUACGAUGGCUCAAUACUAUUUAUAAAAAAGAUUUUAAUACUAGUAAACUUCCACCUUUACACAUGCCUAUAUGUUAUGGACCAGUAGUUUGCAAAAAGAUUGCUUCAUCAAAUGAUGUCUCUAUACUUGACAAUAGUGAUAUUUUGACUUGUGUUCAAUGUAUGCAAAAAUGUACAAUAGAAAAUAUAUUAUGUUGUAUAAAUCCAGAUUGUCAAAUGGUAUCUCACACUAUUUGUUUAGCUAAAUAUUUUCUUGGUAGCUCUGAUCAUAUUGUUCCUGUAGAUGGUAAUUGCCCGACGUGUGGAAUUCAUGUGCUCUGGGGUGAUUUAAUUCGUAAAAAAAAAGGCUGUUACAAAAAUUUAACAUAACUUUAUUCAACAGAUAUAAUAAUAUGAUUGUAAUUAAUUGUUUUAAUUUUUAUUAACUAUGAAUAACUUGUUCAAACUUUACAAUAAUUUGGUAGUAAAAUAUUUUAUAACCAAAUUAUUUUUAAACCAAAUCUUAUUAUUAUUUAAAAUAUAUUUGACAAAAUUCAUUUUUUAUUCUACCUAUUUAGAAUUUUAUUGGACGUAUUAAUAAUUAGACAGUCGGUUUUUUUUUUUGAUAUUA
Molecule: messenger RNA, 1107 nt
Organism: Daktulosphaira vitifoliae (grape phylloxera)
Lineage: Eukaryota; Metazoa; Arthropoda; Insecta; Hemiptera; Phylloxeridae
Gene: slx1
Product: structure-specific endonuclease subunit slx1
Exons: 4
Coding region: 126-866 (246 amino acids)
Biological process (GO): double-strand break repair via homologous recombination
Cellular component (GO): Slx1-Slx4 complex
Molecular function (GO): crossover junction DNA endonuclease activity; 5'-flap endonuclease activity
Source: RefSeq, a predicted model, not a curated record